GCAGUCCCCCAGCCCCUCUGCGCCCGCCCCGGCGGCCACCUCUGGGGCGAGGCAGCCCGGCGCGUGGGAGGGGACGGUGCGCCAUUGGCUUGCGCACCGAACUAGAGGAGGGACCUGCGGGCCAGACUCGGGCGAGCCCGGAGGCGCAGGAGUCCAGCCCUCCCUGCCCUGCCCUGGCCGCCCGGUGCGGCGGCGCGAUGUGAGGCGCUGAGGGCCGCAGGUCCGCCCAGCACUGCCGUCAACCCCGAGAGCUCGGUGACUUCCGCGCCGGGAACAUUGUGUGGCUGUGGGCCAGGACCCGCCCCCUUCUGCUCUGUGCCAGAACCCUGCACACACCUGGUUUGUGCCCCUCUGCUCAGGCUCCAGGACGCAAUGGCGGCCAAGCAGCCCCCGCCUCUCAUGAAGAAGCACAGCCAGACAGAUCUUGUGAGCCGCCUGAAGACUCGAAAGAUCUUAGGUGUGGGCGGGGAGGAUGAUGACGGCGAGGUGCACCGCUCCAAGAUCAGCCAGGUCCUGGGCAACGAGAUCAAGUUUGCUGUCCGGGAACCCCUGGGGCUCAGGGUCUGGCAGUUCGUGUCUGCAGUGCUGUUCUCUGGCAUUGCGUUCAUGGCCCUGGCCUUCCCUGACCAGCUCUACGAUGCUGUCUUCGAUGGAGCCGAGGUCACCAGCAAGACCCCAAUCCGCCUGUAUGGGGGUGCCCUGCUCAGCAUCUCCCUGAUCAUGUGGAAUGCACUCUACACGGCUGAGAAGGUCAUCAUCCGGUGGACACUGCUCACGGAAGCCUGCUACUUCGGGGUCCAGUUUGUGGUAGUCACUGCCACGCUGGCUGAGACGGGCCUGGUGUCACUGGGGAUCCUGGUGCUCCUGGCCAGCCGCCUACUCUUCGUGGCCAUCAGCAUUUACUACUAUUACCAAGUUGGCCGGAAGCCCAAGAAAGUCUAGUGGGGCCGGGACCCGCGCAUGCUGGGCUGGCUCAGCUUCGGGGCGUCUGUUCCCCCUCGACUCCUGGAAGGCAACCCCUCUCUCAGCCGGCCACAGUGCUCCUAGGCAGGCAGGGGAGCCCCUUCCCUCCUGAGCCCUCUCCUGGGGCUGUAGCAUCCUGGGCUUCCAGUCUGGCAGGCCGGUUGAGGAGACAGGCUGUACCCCA
Messenger RNA from Octodon degus (degu), 1147 nucleotides. It is a transcript of the gene Tp53i11, whose product is annotated as tumor protein p53 inducible protein 11. Lineage: Eukaryota; Metazoa; Chordata; Mammalia; Rodentia; Octodontidae. The record is from RefSeq and is a predicted model, not a curated record. The transcript is spliced from 8 exons. The coding region runs from base 373 to 942 and encodes 189 amino acids.